AUAUACUCUUGUUGAUGCUCUCGUAUUUUAGUAAUCAAUAAGAUUAUUACAUAUACUUAUAACACCUUAUCUCUCAUUUAAUAAUAAAAUUGAAUAAAAUUAUUGAAUAAAUUUUAUUUUAUCGAUGGUGAAAUCUUCUAGCAGUGCCCAGCUUCGGAGCGUUAUUAUUCAUCGAUUUAUUCGAAAUGGCAAAUUUCGUAAUCAGUACGAUGCCAGAUUUUCAGCAUUGCGUCUGCGUUCAUUUCCUGCUUGUUCAUACUCCCACGCGGCCUGCAACGCACGUUUGCAACCCCCGUACAGAAAAUGAAACUUGCCAGUUCUCUAACUUCACACCAAAAAUUUGAUCAUUUCUCAUUUUUGGCCAGCAAAAGCAAGUGCCUGUAACUUUGCAAAAGUCCUGAUUAACUUUCCUACCGACCGCUUGCAUCAGAACGCUUGAAUUUUCUUAUUAGGAGUCGAACUCAAAUAUUUUGGUUGGCUGUUGACAUAUACGAUUUGCUCAAGUUUUUCACAAAAUAAACCUUUCAGUGUACUUGUCUAAAUACUCAACAGCUAUUCUUUAUAAUUCGUCUGCACAGCUCGAACACAAUCUGACAUUAUACAUAUGAGCCUUCUAACACGAACAAGAUUUAUUUUGAUAGCGGAGUGGUCCUAUGUCGUGAGUGUCGAAUUUCCAAUGUUGUCUUCACCAGCCCGAGGAUCAUGGAGCCUUCGCUUUUAACAGAAACGUGGCAAGUUUUUUUACGUAAUCUUUUGCAUAUUCUUGAAACAGAUGAAACAAAUUCUUGCUCGCGAUGAUAGAGGCCGAAAAUCGUAUUUUUAACAUUGCCUCGUAAAACUGAUUGUUCACAAAUAUUUAUCGAUUUCAGAAAACAUUUGAAUCAUACGGAAUUCGAUUAUCAUUUGGAGUGAAUCAAUAUUAUUUAAGAUAUCAUUUGUUGUUUUUUAAACGACAUAGCAAGAAAUCUAAAGUAAAACGCUAAUUUUCGCUGGUGGCCGAGGUUGUUCGGUCGCCUGUCAAUAAAGCGGCAAUACUGGAUUCCUAUUUGCUGUUGGACAAUAGGUGAGGCGGGGUUGCGCGCAGUGUGUGUUUGCUGAAGAGGAUAGCAGAAAACAAUGAACGUUCAUUGUGAAAGCACGGAGAAGAGAGCGUUUGCCGUGAAAGGAGGACAGAAGCACUUAUAAGCCGCCGCGCUCAACACGCAUCGCACUUUGAACCAAAGCAGGCCACGGACCAAACAUAUCAAGAGCUAAGUAUAUUUGCCUUAGAUUAACGCACUGUUUUCGAUUUUAAUGCUCUUUAUUUAUCAACUUGUAUAAAUAGAAGAAUGAUGGAAGGAAUGCAAGUCAUUCAAGACCAAGUUCAAGAAUAUGACGUGAAACCAGUCAUUUCGGGAGCUACGAUGGGUCUUACUGAUUUACCGCCAAGUUCUGGGGCAUCAAAUAAUGCUGAUGAUUCGACUGGAGGUACUCCACCGCCUAGUGGAAAGGGUAAUGGGUCGUACAAACGAAGCUAUCAACAUGCAAAGCCGCCGUAUUCCUAUAUAUCACUGAUAACUAUGUCUAUACAGAACGCUCCUUCCAAGAUGGUAACUCUAAGCGAAAUUUACCAGUUUAUCAUGGACUUAUUUCCAUAUUACCGGCAAAAUCAACAACGAUGGCAAAACUCGAUCAGACACAGUUUAUCUUUCAACGACUGUUUCGUCAAAGUUCCUCGUUCCCCUGACAAGCCAGGCAAAGGCAGUUUUUGGACGCUGCAUCCAGAUGCAGGUAACAUGUUUGAAAAUGGUUGCUACCUUAGACGUCAGAAACGAUUCAAAGCAGAAAGGAAAGCAAAUCUUUCUCAUCUACCAAGACCGGAUAAUUUUGCCAUGAACGGUAUGCCAAAGAUGGAUAUGGGCCCUCCACGAUCUCUCACAACCCCUGGCUUUUUACCCAGUCCUUAUGGACCAUACAGACCAGGACUUCACUCGUUCAACCAUCCAUUUGCUAUCAAAAACAUCAUUGCACCAGAACACGAAGCAGAUUUCAGAUCUUAUGACCCUGGAAUGCAUUUUUCAUACCACCCCUCAACGUUCACGCCCCCGUCGAUGGGUUCUUACCCCAAAAGCAUGGACACUGGCAUUGCAUCGUCGUCAGACCCGGCGUAUAGCAUCGGUAUGCCCUCAAUGGGCGGUAUGAACCAAUAUUACCAGAGUUGUAUGCUGCCUCAGUCAAACGGGCUGGCAUCGAUUUAAUUUGCUCUUGAUAGGAGGCAUUUGCAUAGCAAAUGAGAGGGUAUCUCGCUCACCAUAUGUAAUUUUUAAAUAUUAUCCUUUUAAAAACACUUUAAACUGAAAUCGCCGUAAAUUCGCUGUAUAUAUUACAUUUGUAUAUAUACAUACACACGCGGAGAGGCUGCUCCAUUAGUAUAUUUAAGUAUUAGGGCAUAUCCUAUGCCAACAUGGAAGCGACUAUGAUCUAAAUUCCAAUCAUGCAUCGAUUAUAGUAACAUAUGGUAGUAGGGCUGUUAUUGCAAUUAUGACUAAAAGAAAUUUCAAAACAUGAACUUAUAAAAUAAGAUACACAUAUGUGAUGAUGUUUUCUUUUGAUGAAUUGUAUUUACAGCCAUAUAGCUUUAUCUAUUGCAAAGCAGAUUUAUUGACAACGUGGCCAUGCUUGCAGCUUGCCAUUUUUCCUCCCUUCAGAGGCAUUUGAACCCAUCCAUAUCAAAGUCACACAAUAUUAAGUUGUACUAGUGCUCAUUUGUGUAGGCUAGCUAAUAGUAUGUGUCUGAUCGAUAUCUUGAUAAGGCUUUUGAAAUUCCGCACACUCAGAUGUUUAAUUUUGCAGUAAGAAUACUCAGUUAAAGAUAUGCUGGAUAACGGAUCGUAAGAAUCAUUACGCCAGACUUAAUGCCAUUAUUCCGAUUCUUGUUUUGAUAAAACCGUUGAAAAGCUUGAGAAAAACCGAGAUCCUAGAAUGUUAAUGUUCCGGCGAGCUUUCAAAUCGAUUGUUUUUGAGAUUUUCUUUUAAUCGAGUUAUAGCAUAGAAAUGACACAUCAAAUGCCAGAUGUUUCAAGGUUCUUUCUCGCAUGUUUUUUGAAUUUUCAAAUUUUCAGUUUGAUGCCGACAGUUGUUGUGAUUUUUAUCAAUAUUUUUAGUGCAGAAUUAUAUCUAGUUUUUAUAUGAUAAAGACAAUCAAAUUUAAUUUUCAAUGAUGAUCAAAUUUGUGUAAAAUAUAUAAAGAUAAAUUAUUGAUUUUAUAAACAUGAUUUAGAAAUGAUAUUAAUUGUACUGUAAGUUAGAAUUGUAACCCAAAGUGAUUCGUAUUUGCUGGAUUUAAAUACGAGAGUCGUUGCUAAAUUAUUGUCAUGUUGGUGAAGUUAUUUCGUUCUCAAAUAUUUAAAUUCUUGAAACGUCUUUACGACAAGUCCUUAGACAUGCCUGCUAUGUUUGACCUGAAACUCAAAUCGCAUCGGACAAUAUUGAUAAAGUCAGUGAGAAUUUCAAAUAAUAAACUAGCUGCAAAGUGUUCUGUAAACUUGAAGAUCAUAGAAGCCUUAUUAGCAACCUUUGAGCUAGCAUUUCUUGGAGAUUGAACCAUAAUUACUUGUCCUAACAUUAUUUUAACCCAAAACCAGAGUUUGUUUUGUUAAUUCGGUCUCCCAUCAACAUUGUGGUUCACAGAAAAUAAGAUUAAAGUAAUAUUUUGUUUGAAGUGGGCUGGAAUGUUCCUCGCCGAAAUUAUUGAUUUCACCGUGAUGGGAAGCCUGUGCAAAGGUUCUUUCAAAUAUGUUCUUGUGUUGUUUCCAUCCUUUUGAAAUCGCUUAAUCGCAAAUGAUGAAUCUCGUUAACCUUAGGGUUGAUCGAUGUAUUAAAGCGAAUUGCAAAGGGUUUUCGGAAUGAUUGAUUCGAAAUAUCAAGAAAAGGAAAACCCAUUUAUUUCUGAAAGGAAAUUGGUCGAGAAUUAGAAUAAUUUAUUGCCGGAAUAUCUUAAACCAACCAUUUGGGAUUUUUAAACACAUCUUGGUUAUCUGGCCCAUUGAACAGCUAAGCUAAAGCUACCUGUGCUCUUGUGAAGGUUCAUUUAAAUUUUGUUUUUAAAGCAAGGCUUUGCACUUAAUAGUCAAACUUGCACGUCUUUCGCUUGGUUUCUUUGAAAUCAAUGAUAUUUUAUGCAACAUGAUGAGCCCCCUCCAUUUCAGCUACUGACAUCCUCGAAGCAACUUCAUACCAACAUGAAUUUAUGAGCAAUUAUUUUAGAUAUUCGUCAUCUGUAAACGUUGUUGUGAAUUUUACCUUUUGCCACGUUUACAUAAAAGUUUAUCAACGGCCUAAAAUUUUAGUGCUGUGCUUGUUGUCAUACACUGGGAAAUACUGUAAUGUAAAGUUAUACAUUUUAGAAAAGUUCACGGUAAAUUAUUGUAGAUUGUUUCGUUAUCAAAUAGUACUUUAAAAUGCAAA
Messenger RNA from Rhopilema esculentum, 4446 nucleotides. Its product is annotated as hepatocyte nuclear factor 3-beta. Gene Ontology annotation, biological process: anatomical structure morphogenesis; regulation of transcription by RNA polymerase II; cell differentiation. The record is from RefSeq and is a predicted model, not a curated record. Lineage: Eukaryota; Metazoa; Cnidaria; Scyphozoa; Rhizostomeae; Rhizostomatidae. Gene Ontology annotation, molecular function: RNA polymerase II cis-regulatory region sequence-specific DNA binding; DNA-binding transcription factor activity, RNA polymerase II-specific.